Camelina sativa (false flax) is the source of this 1853-nucleotide messenger RNA. Its product is annotated as F-box only protein 13-like. Gene Ontology annotation, molecular function: protein binding. NCBI's taxonomy places the organism in Eukaryota, Viridiplantae, Streptophyta, Magnoliopsida, Brassicales, Brassicaceae. The record is from RefSeq and is a predicted model, not a curated record.
AAAGUCAACAUUUAUGUUCACAGCUUAGUUAGGUUUCAGGGGGAGGGUAGUGAAGAAGAAGUUACAACACAAACUUUACCUUUUACUUGUCUUUCUCUCUCUAUAUAUAUCUAAUCCCACAAGAGCAAUGUGUAUCUUUGUAGGGGAUUGUCAACGCUCUUCAAAAAGAGGAGCCAAAGAAGCUUCUCUUCUCUCUCUUCUCUAGACUACUACAAUACAUACAUUACAUAUCUCCUCCUCUCUUUAAAAUCCCAUCUUUCACAAUUCUCUCUCUCUCUCUGUCUGCUUCUUCACCACUCUCAACAAUUCUAUCUCUUUCCACCAGCCAAAGCUCAAGAAGACAAGAACCCUUGAAUCUGCCCAGAUUUAAGCCAAGAAACAACAUGGAAUUCUCAACUGGGAAAAGAAAAUCACGAGACCAAGAAGAAGAAGAAGAAGAAGAAGAAGGUAGAAUAAGCUUAUUAGCUUCUGAAUUCCCAAUGGACGACCUCAACGACGAUGUGCUUGAGAGAGUCCUCUCGUGGCUGCCAACUUCUUGCUUCUUCCGUAUGAGCUCUGUUUGCAAGAGAUGGAGAUCUAGCCAAACCUCUAAAAGCUUCAAGCUUGCUUGCUCUCUUAUCCCUUCUCGAGAUCCUUGGUUCUUCAUGAUCGACGAUCACGAUUCCACUUCUUCUUCCUCCUUCGUUUUCGAUUCCACUGAGAACACCUGGAAAAAUCUCAACCGCCGUGAUACCCUCUUCCACCCCCGCCGCGAUUUCAUCCCCGUCGCUUCCUCCGGUGGUUUGCUCUGUUUCCGCUGCUCCUUCUCCGGCGACUUCCUCCUCCGUAACCCCCUCACUGGAUUUUCCCGUGACCUUCCUUCUCCAAUCUCUCAAGAUGACAACAACAACUCUCUCCAAGCUGUAGCCAUGACCACUACUGCUACUACUUCCAGUUACAAGCUCGUUACAAUCUCCGGUGAAAUCCCAAAUCUCAGUUUCAAGAUCUAUGAUUCAAGCUCAGAUUCAUGGAGCAAAGACCAAGACUUGGAGUCAGCCAAGAACAACGAGUCAUCACCACAUGAGGAUGAGUCUGAUACUGACAUUGGCAAUGGCACAGUCUAUUUCCUUAGCAAAACAGGAAACGUUGUUGUGGCUAGUAACAAUCUCCAGAGAAGUCCAUCGAAGCAAUACUCUUCCGUUAUCACCGUUACAGACGAUGCCGAAACAGUCUAUUUUCUCAGCUCUUACGGAACAAUUGUAGCUUGUGAUCUCACGAAACGAUGCUUCACAGAGCUGCCGAAGCUUCUUCCUCCUUUCUUGGAGUAUUCCAUCGACUUGGUGGAAUGUAAUGGAACAAUGUAUGUGAUUCUCCUCUCUGAGUUCUUUGAAAGCGCGAGUUUAAGGAUCUGGAGACUUGACAGUAACCGAGAAUGGGUUCAAGUCGGGAUGUUGCCUCCUGCUUUGUCUCAUGAGUUAUACGGUAAAAAAGGUGACGUAAACUGCGUUGGUGGAGUUGGAAACAAGAUACUUGUGUGCUUCAAUGCGAGUCUUCCAGAGGUGUGUUGUAGAUACUUUGUGUAUGAUUUAGUUGAAGAAGAGUGGAGCCAGUUGCCAAGAUGCUUCAAGGAUGGAGAAGCUGUGGAUUUCGUUUCCGCUCUUUCCUUCCAACCUAGGAUUGAGGCUACAGUUUGAAAAUCAUUAGCUUCUCUAUUAGGUUAUAUGAUUUGUAAGGUUUUAUGUAGUAUUCUUUCUCUUACAGAGAAUGCAGUGUAACUUGAUUUGUAAUCUCUAUUAACAUUGGUUAGAACAGGAAUGCUCUGUUCUUACCAAAAACUAUCAAUGCUUUGCUGAAAUUUAGCUUUACUUUCCAAA